AGCGACGAAGAUUCUACGUCAUUCGGCCAAUCAUGUUCCAUAACCGCAGCCCAGCCCCCGCUGACCUUGAACGUGAUUGGCCGGACGACGUAGAAUCUUUGCCGUCCGAAAGACAUCGAACGCGGGGCAUAUGUCUUAUGAAGCGAUGUUUAAUGUCAAAUGUUAGCCUAGUUCAAGAUUCUUGGCCUAGGUUAUCUUUGUUUUCUUAUUGCUCGAUUCCUGGCUCGAAACAGUAAAAGAUAAAUUUGUCCUUGAAUCGGUGCAGCGGCGCAGAGUCAGAGUGGGCUCAUGGCUUUUGUGACAGGAACCCGCCAGCUGAGGGUACAUCAUGCUGGAUACUUGUAUGUGCGUGAUUACUACAAGGAGAGCUGUGACUCAACCUACUACAAGUGCUCGCUGGCAUCACAUUCUACAAGGAAGUGUCAUGGCCGGGGUAAAGUACGGGGCGCAAUUUAUGUGAAUGAGUUUGAGGUCACUCGAGAACACAACCAUGAGGCUGAUGUGCGUUAUAUGGAGAAUGGGACGACCAGAACAGUCAUGAAACAAAUGGCAGAGAUAAAAGAGGAGUCUGUGAACAAGAUCAUGGUGACCACUCAGCAGCAGCUGUCUCAGUCUAAGUCUGAUGCCACCCAAGCUGAAUCUGUCUUGCCGAGAACCUCUGACCGCAUCCGUCACUCCAAGUCCAGGCAGCAGUGUGAUUUGUCUGCAAACACUGGCAAUGAUGCUGUCUGGCAGUCUGAGUGGCAGAGCUGGAUGAAUGCUGCAGAAGCUGAUGUUCUGGAUGUUUGCUGCAAGACUGUGACCGGUCAGCUGCACAAGUCCCGGCUCGGCUCGGGGGGCCGCGGACGCUGCAUUCAGCGCCAUGGCGAGUGGCUCACGCCCACCGAGUUCGAGGCGCUCAGCGGGCGGGCGCAGAGCAAGGACUGGCGGCGCAGCAUACGGUUCGAAGGUAGGAGCCUGCAGUCCGUGAUUGACGCCGGUCUGCUGCUGCCACACGCCGCCAGCUGCGCGUGUGCCAUCUGUUCCGACGACCCGGCCGUGUCGGCUCCGGUGCGGCUGUUCACCCCCUAUCGGAAGAGAAAGUUCCGCGCGGCACUCGGCUCCUCGUCACCGCCCCCAGCAGAGCCGACCUCCGACGCCGCUGGUGGACUGGACCUGCCUGACUCGGGCCCUGAUGAGACGGAGCUAGCGGAAGAGAUCAGCGCCCUGCCUCCUGACCGCAUGUGGGAGAGACUGGAAGAGAUGUCCUGGUCGGUGCUGCGCCAGGCUCUCACCCUGAAGCAGAUUAUCAGGACCUGUCGCGAGCGGCAGGCGUCCACUGCUACCUCCAACGCUGACGGAAGUGGAGCUGCAGGCGAGGAGAGGAGCUCAGCACCCACCCCUUGCUGCGUCCAGCUGGCCAACGAACACACCAUGUGCUCCAACUGUAACCGUCCGCCGGAACUGGAGUGUGGCGCGUGCCACAGCGCCACCUACUGUUCCACGUUCUGCUGCCAGAAGGACUGGGAGAGCCACAGGGGCGGCUGCCACCCGGCUGAACCCGCCACCGCCACCGCCACCGCCACGGCCACCGCCACCGCCACCGCAGAGGAGAGCACCGCAGCACCGCCCACAGUCAUGUACAUAGUGGCUAACGGCACUGAGCACGUCGUCACCGUGUCUCAGACGUAGUGAUUGAGGUGAGGACUCGGUGAGGAGUCGGGUAAUGGAUGAGGACUCCUGGACUCAGUGAGGGGUCAGUGGACUCUGUGAGGACUUAGUGAAAACUCAGUGAGAACUCUUGGACUCAGUGGAGUCAGCCAGGCGAGGGCUCAGUGAGGUUUGGAUGGAGACUGACUGGCGUGGACCUAGUGAGCGCUCAAUGAGAGCUAAUUGAGGAGUGAGUGAGGUGUCCUUCUGAAGCUACAGUGUGCUUGGUGGACGGGGACCCUGCUACAGACAGAAUGCUGUCAAAACUGAAGUUACUUUGUCAUUGCAUCACAUUGAAUACAUUUCAGUUGGAGAAACUA
This is a messenger RNA of Amphibalanus amphitrite, 2009 nucleotides long. RefSeq names its product deformed epidermal autoregulatory factor 1 homolog. The record is from RefSeq and is a predicted model, not a curated record. NCBI's taxonomy places the organism in Eukaryota, Metazoa, Arthropoda, Thecostraca, Balanomorpha, Balanidae. The coding region runs from base 289 to 1671 and encodes 460 amino acids. Gene Ontology annotation, molecular function: RNA polymerase II cis-regulatory region sequence-specific DNA binding; DNA-binding transcription activator activity, RNA polymerase II-specific. The transcript has 9 exons. Gene Ontology annotation, biological process: positive regulation of transcription by RNA polymerase II.